Mixia osmundae IAM 14324 is the source of this 1419-nucleotide messenger RNA. RefSeq lists its product as uncharacterized. The record is from RefSeq and is a predicted model, not a curated record. The coding region runs from base 1 to 1419 and encodes 472 amino acids. The transcript is spliced from 4 exons. Gene Ontology annotation, molecular function: actin binding. NCBI's taxonomy places the organism in Eukaryota, Fungi, Basidiomycota, Mixiomycetes, Mixiales, Mixiaceae.
AUGUCUCGCAACGCUCUCCUGGACCAGAUCCAGGCGGGCAAACGACUCAAGAAGGCAGAGACGCACGACAGAUCUGCGCCUAUCAUCGAUGCGAAAGCAGUCGGCGCAAGUGCCGCUCGGCCUGCGCCUGCUUCUGCACCGAGGAUACCAGGCACGGCAGGCGCCAGCUCAGCACCGCCAGUUCCAUCAAGCGCUCCUCAGCUUGGUGGUCUCUUUGCCGGCGGCAUGCCAACACUGAAGAAGACGACUGCAGGCACAGCUAUAGGUCGCACUUCAGAGUCCGCCAGUACGCCGAGCGCGCCGGCCAGACCGCUGCCAUCAGGUCCAAGAGUGCCGUCAGGACCGCGCGCGCCAAGUACUGCGCCCCCGCCACCGCCACCGCCGCCGUCAGCUUCUUCAUCGUCUGUGAGCGUGCCUAGGAGGCCAGCUGCGCCUCCGCCGCCCACGCCCACGCCCUCAUCUUUCUCGCGACCGCCACCACCGCCGCCUGCACCGCCAGCAUCAUCACCAGCAAGAGUUGCGCCUCCACCCCCUUCGCGAGCUCCCGCAAUCCCGAAUCGACAAGUACCGGAGGCGCCUGCGCGUCAAGUUCCGAUGCCGCCCGCACAGCCGUCCAGACAGAUCCCCGCCCCGCCUACAACUCGGCCUGGCGUACCACCGCCUCCAGCGAGACCAAAAGCGGCUGCUGCACCCGCGCCUCCUCCUCCGCCUCCGAGAGCACCGACAUUGCCAGAACGACAGGCACCUGAAGCGCCCAGAGCUCCACCGCCUGCACCGCCAAGAUCCAAUGGGCCUGCAUUACCGGCACGCGCUGUUCCUGCUCCUCCGAGCAGACCGCCGCCGUCCAUGUCGGCUCGCAAGCCGCCACCUCCACCAGAGAGGGCUGCGCCUGCGUAUAGUGAAAUUGACGAGCAAGACCAUUCGCAAGAAGUGGCAGCGCCGACUAUGCCCAGCAGAAGACCACCGCCGCCUGCACGACCAAUGUCGAGCGCUGCACCGCCGCCGCCACCAAGAGCUCCGCCUAGCUUACCGCCAGCUUCAGUCGAUAUGGCAGAACGGAAUAGCGCUCCCAUGCGGAACUCGCUCGCCGCGCCUCCUCCGCCGCCCGUGCGAAUGCGUUCUUCGUCUGAUACGUCCGUACCGGCCCCGCCCGCCCUGGCUCCGCCUAUCAGAUCAGCCAGACCGACUUCGACGCUAGGGGCGCCACCACCACCCCCUACAGGCCGAUCGCCUGCUAGCUUUACAAACGGCCACGCUAAUAUAGUCAGAGCGCCUUCGCCGCCCGCCAGCUUUGGCAAUAGGACCUUUCCGCCUCAUUCGCAACUACCAGCGCCGCGUACAUUCUCAGGUAGCGCGCAUCGAUAUCCCUCCGGAACGAGCAAAGGCCUCACGACUUCAUCAGGCCCCAUGUUGUCUUGA